UUUCACUACUAGGAAACUACCAUUCCCACCUGACACCCCUGUGAAGACUGGGUUCUAGCCGGUUCCCUAUUUCUUGUGACUUACAGGAAAUUGACUUUUAAGAGGGCAGAAGCAUCAGCCUUGAGCUUGAGGACUCGUUUCUCCUGUGGUCUCUUGGUAGAGUAUUCUAUAUUCUCCUCAAUCUUUGCACACAGAUAAGACUGUUCCAUCAGGUGGUACAGUCGAGCCUGACAGUGAUGCUGGCUCAGUGGCCUGCCUGGUGGCAGCAGGCAGCAAAGGUAGCAGCAGGUGCCUGGAAUGGGUUGCUGAGACAUAGGGGGUUUGCUGGACAAGAGCUGUGGGGUGCCACCUCACAGUUGACCUUUGCCACCCAUCGGUGUCAUUGCAGCAGAGGUUCUGCUGAGCCAGAAAAAGGCAGGCCAAAGAAUACUCAGCCUCUCAAAGAGUGGACUCUGGUUGUUAGCCCCUUUGGACUGCUCAAAGUACAGCUCCCUUGCCAUGUCACAGUGUGCCCCCUUGACCCGCAUGAGUACCCUGAUGCUGACAGGGUAUUUGUUACAGUGAGUGGGCAGAACACCAACCUUCAUCAUGGUGCAGACCUGGAUAAUGUGUAUGUGAAGUAUGACACGGAGCAAAGAGAGAUGACAGUGCUUUCAGAUGAUGUGGACAGAACAGCCUCUGUGGAUGUGAAGAUCCCAGUAAAAUUUGAUUUGGAGAUCAAGACAUCAGGGGAUGGCUGUGUGAAAAUUGAAAAAGUUGAAUGUGACAACUGCAGAAUAGAAACAGAGAAGGGAACUAGCAUCUUACAGUCAGUAAAGAGUAAGAAUAUUGACAUCCAAGCCAAAGGAGGCAAAGUGAUCAGCCUGGGAACUCUUCAGGGAAAUGCCAAUAUUCAUGUGUCACAAGAAAGUAGUGUGGAUAUUGAAAAGCUACAAGGAUGCUCUGUAAACAUUUCUACCAAAGAUGGUUCAUUAAAAACCAAAUAUCUUUAUGCAGAGUCUUCAUUUCUGUCCUCAGUAGCUGGUGAUAUUCUCUUGGGGAAUGUUCAUGGUGCUACUACUCUUCAAACUAAAACAGGAAAUAUCACAGUAGAUUCUUCAGAAGGAUUCCUGAAAGCUUCUACAGAUCAAGGGGAAAUUGAUGUUUAUACUAUUAGUCAGGAGGGGGAAGUAGACCUAAAGGCUCAAAAUGGCUCCAUUACUAUCAAGGUACCUGCCACACUUCAAGCUUAUCUGCACUUAUCUGGAAGCCAGAUUGAUGUGAGCCCCGAGGUCCAAUUACAGGAGACUCAGAAUGUCUCCAGAGGAGGCCAUGUAACAGUUACUGGUCAUCUGAAUCGAAGGCAGGAAAAAGAAAAAUAUAUUAAAGCAGAGACACAAAAUGGCAGAGUUGAUCUCAAAAGCCAAACCUGGUUCCAGUCUGUAAAGCUGAACGCUCCAUCUUAAAGGUUAUUGAUCUAUUUGAAUCACAGAACCAUAAAUAAAGAUCACAUUAACUGUAAAGAUUACAGUUAUGUUGGUGCUGCCUUGGAGUGAAUGUAUAGACUCUUAUCGAAUUUCUGUAUGUCAGAUGGCUGUUCUUAAUUUACCCUCUUUUGUGUUAAUGUUUCUGGGGUCUCCUUCCGUGACUCCAAACGAUAGCAUAUAUCAGGAAUUAUGAUAAAGAGUUUUUUCUAAUUUGUUCUUAACUAUUUCAAGUCACCUUUAAUUGACCUGUGUUAAAAUACAAAAUAUUAUUAGAAGUUUUCCUUUUUUACUUUUCCGCUAGCGUACAAUGUUGAGAAUUUCCCUUGGUUACAAACUGAAGAAGAAAGGGGAAGUUUUCAUAUAUAGCCCCAUGACAACAACUGAUCAUGUUAUGAACACUUACUUGUGUGAAUUAAUCUGAAGGCAAGAAUUUAGUUCUGUCUUACAGACAGUUGAUCUAUGGCUUUAACAUCAUUGCAUGGCUGAUUCCUUUGGAGAUUGUACCACUUCAGAUUAUAGGGGCAGAAAGACCCGAGUUCUUCCCUGCUUAAAAAUUUGCCACCUGAGGAAAUUAGUUGUCAAAGAGUGAGGUCUGAUCUAGAUUUUUUUCUUCCUCGUACAUUGUCUAAAUACAGAAAGUUUUUUACAAUGUGGAAAAUAGCUUUUUAGAAAAAGAUUAUUUGCCAGCAGUAUGAAGUAGUAGUGGCCUGCAAGACAAGCACUGAACCUGUAGCUAGGAGACAUAGAAUCAUAAAGUUGAAAUGAGCCACGGUAUAAUCAAGGCUAGUUUAUGCCUGACAGGAACUCCUCUGUCUUAGAAAUUCACCUAUAUAAUAUAGAUUACUUUUGGGAGCAGGAUGGCUUGGCAUACAAGCAGUUACCUCAUUGUAUCACCGAAGACCGUCACGGCUGGAAUCAGUUGGCUGUUGUGAGCUUUCUGGGCUGUGCAGCUGUGGUCUGGCAGUUUUUGCUCCUAAUGUUUCCCCCGCAUCUAUGGCUGGCAUCUUCAGAGGCACAUCCCAGUAAGUUGUGUUUCUGUGCCACAGACAGAAACACAUCUCACCCUGACAUGCCUUCACAGCCUCCACGGAAAAACGCACAACAGCCAAUUACCUCAUUGCAAGACAAACGUUAUUUAUGAAACACAUUUUGUCUCAUUCGAGACUGGUUCUUUGGAUGCAGGAGCACCAGGGGGGAUUCUGAACACACGACAUGAUAUGUUUUCAGAAUGAUAUAAUAAAAAUCUCAGGUUCAUUUUCUAACAAUUUUAUUGCAAUGAAAUACAGAUAAGCUUUUGCUAUAGGCAAAUGGUGUUCAGUGCUGGUAGACAAAAUAUAUUCUUUGUAAACAGGUCGUUCUUGUAGCAUCUACUGAAGGCAUCAAUUUUACUUCAUGCAAUUACAAUAGACUGUAAAAAUAAUAAUGAAUACAUUUCUAAAACUUCUUUAUAAUAUGUUGUAAUAAAACAAACAAAAAUAAUUGGUGGUUUUAGUCUUCAUUUUUUAGGUUCUUCAAGUUCUGAGCUAUCUGAUGUAAUGUUGAGACUUCUUUCACGUGCCAACUUUUUUUCUGUUUUCUUGGAGUGAAUACCUGACUAUCAUAACUAAACCACUGUGGGGGGUCGUCAUUAUUGUAUUCAUAUUUCUGGAGUCUUGAUGUAAACUUGGAAACUGCUUGCCUGAAAUAAAAACAAAAAGUAAGCCAA
Messenger RNA from Sphaerodactylus townsendi, 3171 nucleotides. RefSeq names its product family with sequence similarity 185 member A (gene FAM185A). NCBI's taxonomy places the organism in Eukaryota, Metazoa, Chordata, Lepidosauria, Squamata, Sphaerodactylidae. Bases 237 to 1445 code for a protein of 402 amino acids. The record is from RefSeq and is a predicted model, not a curated record. The transcript has 8 exons.